CACGUUCUUCUCUUGCUCCACCAAUUUCAUGCUCCCAGGCGGUGUCAACGACUCAGUUUAACGGUUCUCUUUUUCCGAUCGAUCCCCACUUCUCUUUAGAAAUCGAUUUAUCAAAGGUCGAUCUACAAACGUAUCCCUCCGCUUGGCUCCCUUCGCCAGCCCUGCCAGUCACGUCGCCUCCGUUGGGCUGCCCACCUGCGACUUUGGUUCGGUUUUGGUUCUUUCUGAUUGUUGUCUGCUGAGUCUCACCCAAAAAAAGCUCUAAACGUUUCUAUUUCGUUGGGGGGAUGGAUUUGUAACAAGCGAUGAAGACACAUGCUCAAUCAACAGUUUUAUUUUUGAGGAUAUUUGUUCUACAUCUACCCUUUUUUCUCUCCCAAACUAAAUAGACCUCGAUUAAUUGUCUUCAGCUGGAAGUGAGAUAUGGUGUCGACGGAAGAUGGUGAAGAGUACGCCCAGUGUCUGGAACGAAAUAUUUGGUUUUGAUUUGCCUAUCAUGAGACAUUUAUUUUGGAAGAGUUUGGCUCACCCUUUAUGUCCUGUAAAGCUCAAUGUCUCAAAUGUUCCAGAUGAUGGACAUGGUGCAUUUUACUCAGUGAUAGUGUUCCAUUCCGAAUUCAAUGGCCUCAAUAUCCUGAUCUAAAAGUCAAUGCUAUGUUAGCUUUUGUCAUUAUACUAUUUGAUUUUCAUGCU
Lactuca virosa is the source of this 693-nucleotide messenger RNA. NCBI's taxonomy places the organism in Eukaryota, Viridiplantae, Streptophyta, Magnoliopsida, Asterales, Asteraceae. The record is from the annotation of a GenBank genome assembly.